Daphnia pulicaria is the source of this 2957-nucleotide messenger RNA. RefSeq names its product pyruvate dehydrogenase phosphatase regulatory subunit, mitochondrial-like. Gene Ontology annotation, molecular function: oxidoreductase activity; protein binding. NCBI's taxonomy places the organism in Eukaryota, Metazoa, Arthropoda, Branchiopoda, Diplostraca, Daphniidae. Gene Ontology annotation, cellular component: mitochondrion. The transcript is spliced from 7 exons. Bases 104 to 2791 code for a protein of 895 amino acids. The record is from RefSeq and is a predicted model, not a curated record.
AAUCAGCUGUUGGUGUAAACAAACUAAGCCCCCACCACCAUCGUUUGUACAACGUUUGUCAAAAAUCUCAAAGUGGAUUUUCCGACUUUGUCAUUUUUCCGUCAUGGGGACGUGUCUUGUUCGAAACUCAACAAUUCGGUGUUGUUUUAGGCGUUCUUACAGUUUCACUAACGCUGAAGCAAUACCGUCACAUGCCAAAGUAGUAAUAUGUGGUGGAGGAGUUCAAGGUGCUGCUCUAGGUUACUUUUUGGCCCAGCAUGGUUGGGGCCAAGACACUCUCAUUCUGGAUCAAGGAAAAAUUGGACGGGCCACUCCCUGGCACAUGUCAGGACUGAUUGGAAUCUUCAAGCCCACCUCAACAGAAACUAGAAUAACUGAAGAGAGUAUCAAACUUUAUGAUGAACUGGCCAGAAUGGGCUAUGACACAGGAUUUAAGCAAUGUGGAUCUUUACUUUUGGCUCGCACCAGAGAUCGGAUGACCCAUUUCAGGAGAAUGAAAUCUCAUGCAGUUUGUCGCAAGAUUGAGUGUUACCUGCUCACCAAUGAAGAGAUUGCCAAGAGGUAUCCAUACAUCAACACUCAAGAUCUUCAGGGCGGCCUAUGGAUACCGAUCGACGCUGUUGCCGACCCACACAAAAUAUGCGAGAGUUUGGCCGCAUUAGCUGCCGCAAAGGGUGUCCGUAUGUUCGAGCACAUCCAAGUGAACCGAGUGCUUACCAGCCAAAACAAGGUCGCUGCUGUCGAAACCGACCGAGGCACUAUCAAAUGCGAUUUCUUUGUUAAUUGUGCCGGAUUUUGGGCACGAUCGCUGGGCAAGAAAACUGAACCGCUAGUCAAAGUUCCCGUCCAGGCAGUCGAGCACUAUUACCUUCACACGAAGCCCGUCAAAGACAUUGAUGAAAACAUGCCCGUCGUUCGCGAUCUUGACGGUCACGUCUACUUCCGAGUACAAAACGGUUGUGUCCUGGCAGGCGGAUUCGAACCUUUGGCCAAACCUGUAUUUGAAGACGGUGCACUGCCUCUUUCAGUCGAAGACAGUCGAUUGGAAGUAGACUGGGAUCAUUUCGCACCAAUGCUGGAACAAAUGGUUCAACGAGUUCCCCUUAUGCGAAACGCUGUUCUCGAUAAACUCUGCAACGGACCAGAAAGCUUCUCUCCUGAUUGUAAAUGGGUUCUGGGCGAGGCUUCAGAAGUGGACAACUACUUUGUCGCCACUGGAAUGAAGUCGUUGGGAAUAGCUUCGGCUGGAGGCGUGGCUAAACAUUUAUCUGAAUGGAUAGUAACGGGCAAACCGCCGUACCCACUCAACGAACUGAACGUCCAGCGAUUCGUGCCACUACACAACAACCGUCAAUUUCUGCUGGAGCGAAUGCGGGAGGUGCCUGGUGUCCACUAUCAAUUGCCUUAUCCAUUCAGCGAAUUCCGCACUGGCCGCCGCUUACGCGUUUCCCCGGUUUUCCCUCGCCUUAAAGCAGCCGGCGCCGUGUUCGGCCAAACGAUGGGCUACGAACGACCCGCUUACUACGAGCCCAAACCUUACCAGGAUUCCGACAUCGAGGAUCUGACUAGCCGUUCGACUGGGGGCACUAGUCAAAACGUUGAAGCUCCGUUUCGUGUGGCCUACACCAAUACGUUCAUGAAACCGCACUGGUUCGAAAGUGUGCGAAACGAAUAUCGCGCCUGUCGCGAGUCAGUUGCCAUCGCUGACUACUCUUCAUUCACCAAGCUGGAUUUGACAUCACCUGGUUCGGAGGUUGUUGAUUUCCUGCAAUAUGUGUGCUCCAACGACGUGGACGUCCCAAUUGGCGCAAUUCUCCACACGGGAAUGCACAAUGAAAACGGUGGAUAUGAAAGUGAUUGCUCCUUGGCAAGACUCUCGGAUAACCAUUACAUGAUGAUUGCACCCAUCAUUCAGCAGACGCGGUGUCAAGCUUGGCUUCGGCGUCAGCAACAGAAAUUCGCCGGUGGAAAUAAUGCCAGCGUCAACAUUUCGGACGUCACUUCGUUGUACACAGCUCUCUGCGUCAUGGGUCCACUUUCACGGGCCGUUCUGUCGGAGUUAACCGAGGCCGAUUUGAGUCCCAAGUCAUUUCCGUUUUUCACCGUCAAAGAAAUGGACAUGGGCUCGGCAUCGGGCAUCCGGGCCAUGAACUUGACACACACUGGUGAAAUGGGAUGGGUCCUCUACAUUCCCAAUGAGGCAGCCCUGCACGUUUACGAUAAAAUUAUGGAACACGGGCGCAAGUACGCCAUUCAUCACGCAGGAUACCUGGCCACUCGUAGUCUCCGGGUGGAGAGGUUCUAUGCCUAUUGGGGUCAGGAUAUCGAUGCAUCAACGACACCGCUCGAGUGUGGACGUGGCUUUCGCGUCAAACUAAACAGCGACAUCAAUUUCAUCGGCCGUGAGGCUUUGCUCAAACAGAAAAAAGAAGGUGUUCAACGUAUGUAUGUCCAGUUCCAACUUGACGACCACGAUCCAGAAAUUGAUCCCUGGCCAUGGGGCAGUGAACCUAUUUACCGCAACGGAGAAUUCGCUGGCAUGGUUACCACGGCAGGAUUUGGUUUUACCCUCAAUCGACAGGUAUGUCUGGGUUAUGUCCAAAACUACGACGUUACCGGGACAGUCCACCGUCUAACUCCCGAUUACGUGACCAGCGGUCAAUAUGAAGUCGACAUCGCCGGAUUGCGCUACAACGCCAGAGUCUCACUACGUUCACCAACGUUGCCAACCAAGUUCCGCGAAACUUACGGAGAUCACUAUGUGGCAACUCGUCAUGGAGGUGGGGCUUGAAUAGUCAACGUAUUGUAUAAUCGCUUGAGAACGAAUUCAGUUGUUGUAGUCUUAGUCUGAAAUAAUUCAGAGUAAAUUGUGUUAAAAUUACCAUCACCUCUAGCGUGUAUAAUUUUCAAACUUGCGAUCCACCCCAGCUGAUAAUACACAUUUAUCUGUCAGCCAA